This is a messenger RNA of Amphibalanus amphitrite, 1811 nucleotides long. Its product is annotated as CD151 antigen-like. Lineage: Eukaryota; Metazoa; Arthropoda; Thecostraca; Balanomorpha; Balanidae. The transcript is spliced from 5 exons. The record is from RefSeq and is a predicted model, not a curated record. Gene Ontology annotation, cellular component: membrane. Bases 112 to 807 code for a protein of 231 amino acids.
GCCGGCCCGUACCAGUGCUGUUCUGGGCCCGGAGUUGGGAGAGCGGGGUCGCGGCGGUGCGGCUGGACCACAUUCAGCGGCGACCGUGACAGGUAAUCUGACAGCACAGCCAUGGGGAAAGGACAAGAGAUGGAGGGAUGCGGCCAGUGCGUAAAAUACCUGCUGUUCUUCUCCAACUUCCUAAUACUGGUGGGCGGUGUCGCAGUGCUCGCCAUUGGAAUAUGGACGGUGGUUGACAAGACGGAGUUCGAACAGCUCCUGGGGACCGAUCUGUACGCUUCGUCAGCCUACAUCUUCGUGGCCACCGGCGUGGUGGUGACUCUUAUAUCGUUUCUCGGCUGCCUCGGGGCCAUCAAGGAGGUCCGAUGCAUGCUCUUUACGUACUUCAUCAUCCUGCUAGUGCUGUUCGUGGUGCUGCUGGUGGGCGGCAUCGUGAGCUACGUGUUCAGACAUCGCGUCAAGGACACCAUCAUGGCGCAGAUGAUGGCCUCGCAAGACGAGUACGAGACCAACCAGGCGGCCAAGGAUGCGUGGGACGCCGCUCAGUCACAGAUGGAGUGCUGCGGUGUAACCGGGCCUGCCAGUUGGACGGGCCAUGUCAGCCCCCUGCCCGACUCGUGCUGCCCGGGACCGGUGGAACCCGGAUCGUGCACGCUAGAUGACUCUUACCAGGCCGGCUGUAAGCAGCGUGUACAGGAGUUUGUGAUGGAACACGCCGCUGUACUGGGAGGAGUCGGAGUCGGCAUCGCCUUCGUAUUGUUCCUGGGUAUGGUGCUCUCCAUGGCACUCUUCAAGAUGAUCGUAUGAAGAGAGUGAGGAAAGAUGUGAAAGAAGAGUGAGGGAUGAGUGGAGACGAAGUGAGUGUGAGUGAGAAUUGAUUGACGUAUGUUGUGAGAGAUAUGGUUGCUAGGAAGGUAUGCAUAAGUCAGGGAUUCGAAGUCAUCAUGUUGGUUGAAACCGGAGGGCUGGGGGUAAUCCUACUGACUAAUUCUGCAAGGUCUGAUGGAUCGCAAAUCUGGAUGUCCGCGUUUGGGAAUUUUGGGAACUUUGGGAAUUGUAUCACUUCAGUCAGGGUGUGAAAGAUAUCCCAGGCGCUGUCGACCUGCAGACGGUAAUAUGAAAAGACGCCCAUAAAGCGCCGCCUGGAGCUCAGUUUGUUACAAGUGGAUCACGGCCCGAAUUUCCAGCAGUUGGUGACAGCGCGGGGUUUCCAGGAUCUCGGGGAUGAAUGAAAGGUACACUACAUUAACCUGGCGAUAAUGUCACUCUCAUUAGAGAAUUUAUCUCAACGAUAUUGUAAGAUAAUAAGACAAGUAUGUCUGCUUGAUGUGCUUGCUCCUUUGAAGUCUGCGACCGUCUAUUUAAACAAAAGUACCGGGAUUAAGUAUACAAUUCGAACUAUAAUGUUAGAUUUUCCAUCUCCGGGCACGUUGAUUAAAAGUUUUGUUUGGCCUAUUACUGCCUAGUGCCUAAUGAUCGUUUUCAAGGCAUAUGCCUAACAUUUUCAGUCAUGUUGUGCCAUGCUGAAUGGGAGUUGACGUAUCUGCCCUUGAACUCAAGCACUGAUAUCCCAAUUUUGUCUCUUAUUAGGUGGCUAAUUGCUCGUAGAUAUAUUUAUAAUAGGUCUCCUGCCUUAUGAUCAAUAGUUAGAUGUUGGCAUAUUGCCUUCAACCUGUGCUAGAAGUGAGUUGAAAGCAUGUGUACCUAUUGGUUAUCAUUCAUAUCGAAUCGAUCACAUCAACACAUAUCUCUGGUGCAGUUUUCUGUGUGGUGUUUCGUCUGAGUAAUGUUAAUAAAUUUAUCUCUUAUUA